This is a messenger RNA of Pleurotus ostreatus (oyster mushroom), 1350 nucleotides long. RefSeq lists its product as uncharacterized. The transcript has a single exon. The coding region runs from base 1 to 1350 and encodes 449 amino acids. NCBI's taxonomy places the organism in Eukaryota, Fungi, Basidiomycota, Agaricomycetes, Agaricales, Pleurotaceae. The record is from RefSeq and is a predicted model, not a curated record.
AUGCAAACCAACCGCCUUUGCUACGGUCUUGGUAGCUCCGAAGGGACCACAUCUAUCUACGAUUUGCCUCCCGAAUUGCUCCUCAUCAUAUUCGACCAUCUUUACCGCGACUCGAGAAGUGGCGACAACCAGGACUGUUUCAGUAUAACGACGAACUCGCAACCGCCUAGCUUCUGGUUUCCCUAUGCUUUGGCGGCUGUUUGCGACGAAUGGCGAGCCUUACUAGCACUGAACUCGGGAUACUGGACGCGUAUCUGCGUCUGCAUUGACGAACCUUCUUGGGAUAUUUCUACGCUGGCCGAAGAAAUCCAAUGGUCCAAGGAAUUGCCGAUAGAUCUGAGCGUGGUAGCUUCGCGCAAUGUAAACGCCGUCAUCUCACCCGACGUGGAAUCUGCGAGAGUGGUUUCGAUCAUGAGGAUUCUACCUUCUUUUGCUCAUCGCUGCACCGCAUUGCGGUUUGAUCUCCGGGCGUUGCCGGUGCUCCCACUCCUUUCUGGUACUGCAGCGCCGUCAGUGAAGACCCUCGAGCUUGGUUGUCAAGCUUCUCGAAUGGGGAACCUCGACCCCUCUAUCAUGAUCCCUUUUUCAUGCCCAAAACUCGAAACCUUGAUACUUGGUGGUCCUAAUGUUAUAAUUGCCUGCCGUUCCGGGUGGCUUGCCUCGCUCAUGGCAACAAAUUGGACCCUGUACAACUAUUCACCACCUAACAAUGAACGCGAAGCUAUAGAAGAAGCUGACACGAUUCUCCACGCCCUUUCUACCAUCCGCGAGGAUUCGUCGCUGACCAUACGUGAAAUGAACUUGGACUGCUCCGCCUCGACCAAUACACCAUAUUCCAUACACGUGGAGACUCUGAUUCUCGAGGAUCUGUCUGCACAAACUGUGGCCUGCUUACUCCGUAACAUCGACUUUAGCGGCGGCGGUAUAGAAUCUAUACGUUUAUCACGAUGCGGCCUUCCGGAACUAGCAUCGCUUUCGUCCUGCUCCCUGACUCUGCAGGAAAUGCCCGAAGAUCAGGAUAUUUCCGAAUUCCUGAGGUGCUGGAACGGCAGUCACGUAGCGGUGGUGGCGUGCCCUGGGUUCACGGAUACAUCCAUCAAAAUGCUAUCCCAGCCAUUCUUUUACUCGCUGGUUUCCAUCUUCGAGGUCAUAGAAUGCUUCAAUGUGUCGGUUGACGCUGUCAAAUGCUUUGUGAAAGCGUGGAGCGAUGCACAGUACCAAGACCCGGCUCUUGACUACGAAGAAGAGGAAACGAAGACGCUGGUAUUAUCGCGGGCCGAGACUGAUACCAAGGCCGGAAUCGACGCUGUAUGGUUUGACGGGAUACCCUUAAUUUAUCAUAUCCAGUAA